Messenger RNA from Suricata suricatta (meerkat), 6496 nucleotides. It is a transcript of the gene CEMIP2, whose product is annotated as cell migration inducing hyaluronidase 2. The record is from RefSeq and is a predicted model, not a curated record. The transcript is spliced from 24 exons. Bases 525 to 4676 code for a protein of 1383 amino acids. Lineage: Eukaryota; Metazoa; Chordata; Mammalia; Carnivora; Herpestidae.
CCAGCGGAGCCGGGCAGCUUGUCUGGCCGGCGGAGGCUGAGCGCGACCCUCGCGAGCCGCGGCGCCCGCCGACCAGGGAGAAGCGCGACUCCCGGGACCCCGCUCUGCUCCGCGCAGCCGCCUCCUCCCAUCGUCGCGGGGACGAUCCGGCCCGCGCCGCCGGGGCCGAGGUUCUCUCCUCCCGGCGGAGAAGGAGCGGAGAGAGCCGAGCGGCUGCUCCGGGAGCGAGCGAGCCGAGGCCCCUGCCCCCGAGUGUCGGGGCUGGAGGAGGAGGAGGCGGAGGCGGAGGGAAGUGCGCGUCAUUCCCGGGAGGAGAGUUUCACCUCCAGGCGGAGGCUGCGGCUGCCAGUUGCAUAAAAGCAGCGGCGGCGGCGGGCGCGGGCGCGGGGCUCUCCGGGCGCUCUGGCCAUGGAGAGAAGAUCCGGACCCGGGGACGCUAAGAGCUCGGCUCCGUCUCUUUGGACCGCGGUGUAGGCACCUGAAGUAGCCGACGCUAAGCGGGGGAGGGGAAGUGACGGUGUAUCAUGCAUGCCACUGAAUCCAGGGGACACCCCCCUGCUUUCCUACAACCUCAGAACGGAAGCAGCCACCGCUCUUCCGGCUAUGUUCCCGGGAAGGUCGUGCCGCUGCGCCCCCCUCCUCCUCCAAAGAGCCAAGCUUCAGCCAAAGUGACGUCCGUCAGACAGGAAGCCCGGGCCACCUUCGCCUUCUCACCUGAAGAGCAGCAGGCCCAGAGAGAAAGCCGGAAGCAGAAGAGGCACAAAAAUACUUUCAUUUGCUUCGCCAUCACUAGUUUCUCAUUUUUUGUUGCACUCGCGGUCAUUUUAGGAGUAUCCUCAAAAUACGCUCCAGAUGAGAAUUGCCCAGAUCAAAACCCACGUCUCAGGAACUGGGAUCCAGGACAAGACUCUGCCAAGCAAGUUGUUAUCAAGGAGGGAGACAUGUUCCGUCUGACGUCAGAUGCCACGGUGGAUUCUGUACUCAUUCAGGAUGGAGGAUUGCUUGUGUUUGGGGAUGAUAAAGAUGGAUCCAGAAAUAUUACUUUGAGGACUCGUUACAUCCUGAUCAAGGAUGGGGGGGCGCUUCAUAUUGGAGCAGAAAAAUGCCGCUAUAAAUCCAAAGCGACAAUUGCCUUGUAUGGCAAGUCAGAUGAAGGUGAAAGUAUGCCAACAUUUGGCAAAAAAUUUAUCGGUGUGGAAGCUGGCGGGACACUGGAAAUCCACGGGGCGCAGAAGGUAUCAUGGACGCUGUUGGCGAGAACUCUGCCCUCCUCAGGCUUGGCCUUUGGGUCCUAUGCCUUCGAAAAGGACUUUUCGAGGGGCCUCAAUGUGAGGAUCAUCGACCAAGACACGGCCCAGAUUCUGGAAAGUGAGAGGUUCGAUACCCACGAAUACCACAAUGAGAGUAGACGCCUUCAGGAGCUGCUGCGAAUCCAGGAUCCGGGCCGGAUUGUUGCUAUAGCCGUUGGAGAUUCAGCAGCCAAGAGCCUCUUACAAGGAACCAUACAGAUGAUCCAGGACCGGCUGGGAAGUAAGCUGAUCCAGGGACUGGGCUACAGGCAAGCGUGGGCUUUGGUUGGGGUCAUUGAUGGUGGGAGUGCUUCUUGCAAUGAAUCUGUGAGAAACUAUGAAAAUCACAGCAGCGGAGGGAAGGCUCUUGCCCAAAGAGAAUUUUAUACUGUGGAUGGUCAGAAGUUCACUGUGACGGCUUAUAGUGAAUGGAUCGAAGGUGUUUCUCUUUCAGGUUUCCGGGUGGAGGUGGUGGAUGGAGUGAAGCUUCAUCUGCUGGAUGACGUUAGUAGCUGGAAACCUGGAGACCAGAUUGUGGUUGCAAGCACGGACUAUUCCAUGUACCAAGCAGAGGAGUUCACUCUUCUGCCCUGUCCAGAGUGUAGCCAUUUCCAGAUCAAAGUCAAAGAAGCCCCUCAGUUCCUGCACAUGGGUGAGAUCACUGAUGGUGUAGACAUGAGAGCAGAGGUCGGAAUUCUCACCCGGAAUGUUGUCAUCCGAGGAGAAAUGGAAGACUCCUGCUACGCUGGAAACCAGUGCCAAUUCUUUGACUAUGACACCUUUGGGGGACAUGUCAUGAUAAGGAAAAAUUUUACAUCUGUGCAUCUUUCCCACGUGGAACUGAGGCACAUGGGCCAGCAGCACCUGGGACGGUACCCCGUCCAUUUUCACCUGUGUGGGGACGUGGAUCACAGGGGAGGGUACAGACACGCGACCUUUGUGGAUGGCUUGUCGAUUCAUCACAGCUUCUCCCGGUGCAUCACCGUGCACGGGACAAAUGGCCUGCUGAUAAAAGACACAAUUGGAUUUGACACGCUGGGUCAUUGUUUCUUUUUGGAAGAUGGUAUCGAACAGAGAAAUACUUUGUUCCACAAUCUGGGACUCCUCACCAAACCCGGCACCCUCCUCCCCACUGACAGGAAUAACUCCAUGUGCACGACCAUGCGAGAAAAAGUGUUUGGAAAUUAUGUGCCCGUGCCCGCCACGGACUGCAUGGCGGUUUCGACGUUCUGGAUUGCUCAUCCCAACAAUAACCUGAUUAGUAACGCAGCUGCGGGCUCACAGGAUGCUGGAAUAUGGUAUUUAUUCCACAAGGAACCUACUGGAGAAUCCAGUGGAUUGCAGCUCUUAGCAAAACCAGAACUCACUCCGUUGGGUAUAUUUUAUAACAACAGGGUCCAUUCAAAUUUUAAGGCUGGCUUAUUUAUUGACAAAGGUGUCAAAACAACCAACGCUAGUGCGGCAGACCCCAGGGAAUACCUCUGUUUGGAUAACAGCGCAAGGUUUAGGCCUCAUCAAGAUGCAGACCCUGAAAAGCCACGUGUUGCUGCUUUAAUCGACAGGCUCAUUUCUUUUAAAAAUAACGACAACGGAGCUUGGGUCAGAGGGGGAGACAUUGUUGUUCAGAAUGCAGCAUUUGCAGAUAAUGGAAUAGGACUGACCUUUGCCAGUGAUGGAAGCUUCCCAAGUGAUGAAGGCUCCAGCCAGGAGGUGUCCGAAUCUCUCUUUGUUGGUGAAAGCAGGAAUUAUGGCUUUCAGGGUGGUCAGAACAAGUAUGUAGGCACUGGAGGAAUCGACCAGAAGCCCCGGACCCUACCUAGGAACAGGACGUUCCCAAUUAGAGGCUUUCAGAUUUACGACGGGCCCAUUCAUUUAACCAGGUGUACGUUCAAAAAAUAUGUGCCAACUCCAGAUAGGUACACCAGUGCGAUCGGCUUCCUGGUGAAGAAUCCCUGGCAGAUAACCCCCAGGAAUAACAUCUCCCUCGUGAAGUUCGGUCCACACGUCACUCUGAAUGUCUUCUUCGGGAAGCCUGGCCCCUGGUUUGAAGACUGUGAGCUGGAUGGUGAUAAGAACUCCAUAUUCCACGACCUCGACGGCUCCGUGACGGGGUACAAGGAUGCAUAUGUGGGAAGGAUUGACAAUUACCUGAUCCGCCACCCAAGCUGUGUGAACAUUACCAAGUGGAACGCAGUGGUCUGCAGCGGGAGCUACGCCCAGGUCUACGUGCAGACAUGGAGCACUCAGAAUCUGACGAUGACCAUCGCACGGGAUGAGUAUCCCUCCUACCCGAUGGUGCUCCGAGGCAUUAACCAGAAGGCUGCCUUCCCACAGUACCAGCCUGUGAUCAUGCUGGAGAAGGGCUACACCAUCCACUGGAACGGACCGGCCCCACGGACUGCUUUCCUGUACCUCAUAAACUUCAACAAGAACGACUGGAUUCGAGUUGGCCUCUGCUAUCCAUCAAACACAAGUUUUCAGGUUACCUUUGGCUUUUUACAGCGCCACAAUGGCUCACUGUCCAAAAUGGAAGAGUAUGAGCCUGUGCACUCCCUGGAGGAACUGCAGAGAAAGCAGUCUGAGAGGAAAUUCUAUUUUGACUCCAGCACGGGGUUACUAUUUUUGUAUCUCAAAGCCAAAAGCCACAGGGAUGGCCACAGUUACUGUUCAUCUCAGGGAUGCGAAAGAGUCAAGAUCCAGGCAGCAACAGACUCAAAAGACAUCAGUAACUGCAUGGCCAAAGCAUACCCCCAGUAUUAUAGGAAGCCAUCGGCCGUCAAGCGCAUGCCGUCCAUGCUCACCGGGCUUUGUCAAGGCUGCGGGACCCGCCAGGUGGUGUUUACUAGUGAUCCUCAUAAAAGCUACCUCCCCGUGCAAUUCCAGUCACCCAGCAAAGCAGAGACUCAGCGUGGAGACCUGUCUGUGAUCUCUGUCAAUGGCACUGACUUUACCAUCCAAAAUCCGGGUGUUCUCCUCCUCGUUGUGGAUGCCUGCAGCGUUCCGUUCCGCUUAAUGGCCAAGAAGGUGUUCUCUCUUGCUGAUGUUAGUCGCGUGGAAGAGUAUUUGAGAACAGGCAUCCCUGCAAGGUCAAUUGUUCUGUUGAGCACCAGAGGAGAAAUAAAGCAUUUGAAUAUUUCAGAAUCAUUAGUCCCUCUGGGAUUAGCCAAACCAGCUCAUCUUUAUAACAAAGGGAGUACCAUAUUUUUGGGAUUCAGCGGAAACUUUAAGCCAUCGUGGGCUAAGCUCUUCACCAGUCCUGCUGGCCAGGGCCUCGGGCUGCUUGAACAAUUCAUACCUUUGCAGUUGGAUGAAUAUGGUUGUCACAGAGCCGGCGCUGUCCGCAGAAGAGAUCUGGAGCUGUUGAUGCAGACUUCUAAAGCACAUUAGAGACUCGCUGUAACUUAAGUGCUGGGGGGAAAAAUGUGAACUAACUUAUUUAAUUUAUGGCGUUUUUAAAAUGACACUGUUAACCCAAUGGAACCAUUUUCCUGUUUGAUCCAGAAAGGGACAAGGGAGUUUAAAGCGAUCGCUUAAAUACCAGCUCGUGCACCUUCGAGUUGUACAAAGUGUUGAAGAAUUUAUUUGUAUUUGUUAGGCUGGUAUGUUCAGAGAGCGGUUCGAUGCCUCACCUUCUACUCUGUGUGUUUCAGUGACUGCAAGCAGCUCUUUCCUCUCUGUAUCACAGGAGGUCGUGGGACGAGGUGGGGGCCCCCGAGGAUCAGCCCGAGUCCUUGAGGGGACCAGCUCUUGUAGCACCUCCGAUACUUGAAGGCUGAUGCCCAGCUGUGUCGUUGGCUUUGGGCCCACGGUUGACCUGGGUGGCCGGCAAGUUCACUGAUGCCUUGGGCUCUGGAUCCGGGCAGGCAGCCUUAGCAGAUUGUAUAGGAUUCUCAACAGAGUCUUCCCCAUGGCGGCUCAGGCCCUGCUCAUGCCCUUUUUUGCCUGGGCAUGUGCUGUUUUUAUUCGUUUGUACAUUGAUUCCUUCCAAGGGUUUAACUUUCAAACAGAAAGGAUACUGGGACAAAAGGGCUUUAGGGAUCUGACAUCCCUGAUAAUCUGUGCCCAGGGGCAAAAAUUUGAUCUGCACCAAGGUCUGAAGUUGUUGGGACCGUCUUUGCAGCUUUAAUUCUUAACCUGUUUCGACUGUAUAUUCCUGUUUAAAAAUGCAGAGCUGAGCUGAAUAUUUACAUUUUGUUGUUGUUGUUAAAAGAAGGCCGUUUUCCUAAACCGUAAACUUGCAUCGUUUCAACUUGCACAAAGGAAGUCUGUUCUCGGGAUUGCUCCUGCACCUGGAUUUUGUUGUUUUUAUGUGUGGAUUUUUUUAAAGCUUUUCUGCUCCUCAUCCUGCCAAGAAAAUCGCAGAAAGCUUAAGGAGACCCCAAAAUAUUGUACUCAUGGGGCAAAAAGCGGGGAGCCUUUUAAGGGUCAGAAUCAUGGAGGAGAUAUUCAGAAACAGUACUCUGUACGGCCUUAGAGAAGUUGGUCAUUCUUAGUUAAUUAAGUUGUCAGAGCCAAUUUUUUCAAAAGCGCCGUGACGCUCAAAUUCCCUUCCCACGGCACGUGCGCGUGUUCUGUCCGUGAGAAUUGCAUGUGUCAGAAAGACUGGCCCCACAGCCGGGGCGGUGACCACACCAAGAGGAGAGAAGGAUCAAAAUGCCUUCACCUUUUCCAAAACCUGUAACACGUGACACGUAUGAAGACAUGGCCAUGGCGAGAUUGGAGGAAGUGUGUUCCGGCUGACUUGGCAAUGAGUUCAGACACACUCGUUUUCCUCUGCUGAGAGCAAAGGUUGAGGGCUGUCCCUCUGUGUCCACGAAAAAGUGCAGAGCAGCUCUGUGACUUCUGUUAACGUUAAAAAUAUGCUACCUCAAAAUGCUACCGAUAAACCAUUCUAACUCUAAGUGCUCUUGCUAAGGGCACAUGUCUUAAAGUUUAAGGCUGUUUUUUUUUCUUUUGUAUAUCGAUGAAUGAGAUCUUACCUAUUAAAUAUAUUAUUGGAUCAUGGUUCCUGAAGGUGAUUAAAGUCUGUUUGUGUGUGUGUUUUUUAUGACUUACAUAUCUCUUGUGUGUGUUUUUUAGAGUUUUGGUUCUUUAAAGAUUUGGAGAGGCUAUGUAAGUUCCAAGGCAACUCGGUUUUUCUGAUUUAUAUGCUAAUCAUCAGGGCCUAAGUUAAAUAAAUAAAAAUGUGUGUGCAUGUAUUUUUUAUA